Messenger RNA from Aspergillus puulaauensis, 1719 nucleotides. RefSeq names its product class I adenylate-forming enzyme family protein. The record is from RefSeq and is a predicted model, not a curated record. Bases 1 to 1719 code for a protein of 572 amino acids. NCBI's taxonomy places the organism in Eukaryota, Fungi, Ascomycota, Eurotiomycetes, Eurotiales, Aspergillaceae. Gene Ontology annotation, biological process: fatty acid metabolic process. The transcript has 5 exons. Gene Ontology annotation, molecular function: medium-chain fatty acid-CoA ligase activity.
AUGACACGCACAUCCAUCCAAGUCCCCGACCACCUAUGGCUCCGACGGCUCUACGAGCACUGGCGGCAGAGUGCCAAUCGAACUUUCAUCAAGGAUCUUGAGACGGGAAAAGAGGCGACGUUCACCGAGUUUCUAUAUGAGGUGCUCUCACACCGAGACCGGCUGAAGAGGCAGCUGAGCGCGGAGACCCUGGAAAAGCUGCAGGAUCCCAGCGAAGAGAUCUUCAUUGCGACUGUUUCAGGGGCGGGGUUUGACUUCAUGGUGCUUUUACUUGCGAUACAAAGUCUCGGCGCAAUUGUGGUUCCGUUGAAUUCCCAAGUCCACCUCGAAGAGGCCCACUACUUCCUAGGAACCUGCAACGCCUCGCUGAUUACCAGCAGCCAGCUGGCGUCCCAAUACGCCGAGACAAUAUCAUCAUCACUUUCACUCCCCCACCUUUCUUUUGCUCCAUCCAACCCUCCCGACCUUUCAAACAUCGAGUUUGAACUUGUCCAAGAAUCCCACGACGACCCAACCUUCAGCCCAGACCGCGGCUUCUGCCUCCUCUACACCUCUGGCACAACUGGCCCAUCCAAGGGUGUUCUAACCAGCUGCCGCAGCGUCCUAAAGGGCAUGGAAAACUACCAGCGCGGCCUUGCUCUAUCCCCUUCAGACAAAUGGCUCCACCACGCGCCGGCGCACUGGAAAGGCGGGUUCGAUUUCCAGCUGGUAGCCGCAUACACUGGGGCAAGUAUCGAGAUCUGCAACAGCGUAUUCAGCCCCGGUUGGUUCUGGGAGCGGAUGCAGAACGGUGGGGGUAUAACGUGUUUCCAGGCGUCCCCGACGCUUCUUACGUUGAUACAGGAGAGGUUUGAUUGUAUUAAGGGGCAGGGGGCCCGCCAGGAAGCUUUGAAGGGCCUGCGCGAUAUUAGAAUUAUAUUGACGGGCUCAAUGAGAGUGCAGGAUUGCGUGAAGGAUUCCUGGAGGGAGCUCUUGGGCGGGAAAGAGUUGGUUAAUCUAUAUGGGAUGACGGAGGUGGCGGGGAUGGUUUCGAUGACGGACUGGACGGCGAACAGGCCUGUGGAUCACUGUGGUUGGCAUAACCCCGAACUGACCGUCAAGGCCAACGAGAGCGGCGAGAUAUGCGUCAAGGGACCGCUUGUGAUGAAACGCUACCUAUCGGGCGAUCCAACCGUCAAUUCCAACGCACUCGAUGCGGACGGGUUCUAUAAAACAGGCGACAUGGGCAAGGUUGGGCCAGGCGGGAAGAUAUACGUACUCGGCCGCGCAAGUCAAGAUGUCAUUCGCUCAAUGGGCUACAAAUGCACCGCAGCCGACAUAGAAGACCCCCUGCGCUCAUAUCCCGGCGUCUCACAAGCAUUCGUGCUAGGCGUCGACGAUCUAGUAAUGGGCCAACGCGUCACAGCCCUACUCCUACGAAAGACAACGCCCGAGGCAGAAUUCUGCCUCGGGGACCUCAAGCUCGCGAACCUCCGUUGGUGGCUAGCUGUUGAGAAGGGCCUUCCUGCAUUUAAACUGCCCACGCUGCUACGGAUUAUACGCUCCGACACGUUCACCGCGACGACGGAUACCGGGAAGCCGUCGAAGAAGAAGAUUGCGAGCGCUUGCUUUAAGCCUGAGGAUUGGGAUAGCAAGGACGUUCAGGUUUGGGAUAUUGCAACCAAGGAGAAGUUUCCUGGGAAUCGGGCGUGGGAUUGGGAGGGGAGGUCGGCUAAAUAA